UCAAAAAAGAACAAAAGCGAAAGGUGUUAUCUUGUAAUUUAGCUUUUAUUAUUAUUUUUUAAUUUUAACAAGGCUUGGGGCUGUUCCGACUUUUAGAUCCUCUCUCUCUCUCGGGUUCUUGUCGUGCGUAUCCGGCGAGAUGAAACAACACUAGUGAAGUUGAAGUGAACCAACUAACUGCAUGUACUUGUAGCAGCCGCUAGCAAGCAACUACCUUUCUUGUCCCUUCUCCGAAUCUUUGUCUGCUCCAAUCCACACCCAAGGUUUUGAAGAGAUGUGCCUUUCCUGUUAAUCUAUUUUUGCAUCCAAUGUCGUCCACACGAAAGCCUAGUGGUAGUCAUGGAGCUGAACUCGAAGCUCAGAAGCGCUCCUCUUCAAAUAGUAAAGCUACAAAUCCAGGAGUUCCCGAGAGCAAACGGUUACCUGAGCCCUUUAAGAAGCGAUCUACUGAUCCUAAACCUGAUUUCACCUCCUUGUCCACCGUUCUAGAGCAUGUGGAUUCGUUAACCAUCGAUAGCAACGACCAGGAGCAGAAAACGUCAGGCUUCGGCAGUGCGAAGGUGAGUGAUGGCACGAGCAGCCUCGCCAAGACGAGUGGAAGCCGCCUUGAUUUCAUGGAGAGUGGCAAAAGCAGUAUCUACAGAGGAAGCACGAGCAGUGACAUCAGCGAUGAGAGUAGCUGCAGCAGCUUAAGCAGCACUGUCAACAAACCUCACAAAGCCAACGACUUGAGCUGGGAAGCGAUCCAGGCCGUGAGGGCUCGUGAUGGGGUUUUGGGUCUGAGCCACUUCAGGCUACUCAAGAGGCUAGGGUGUGGAGACAUAGGGAGUGUUUACCUCUCUGAGCUGAAAGGGACGAAGUGUUACUUUGCGAUGAAGGUUAUGGACAAGACGUCUCUCGCUAGCCGCAAGAAGCUUCUUAGAGCUCAGACGGAAAGAGAGAUUCUCCAGUCUUUGGAUCAUCCUUUUCUCCCUACGCUCUACACUCAUUUCGAGACUGAGAAGUUCUCUUGUCUGGUGAUGGAGUUUUGUCCUGGAGGAGACUUGCAUACUCUCAGACAACGCCAGCCUGGGAAGCAUUUCUCCGAGCAAGCGGUUAAAUUCUACAUAGCAGAGUCAUUGCUAGCUAUUGAGUACCUGCACAUGUUGGGGAUUGUGUACCGUGAUCUCAAGCCUGAGAACGUUCUAGUUCGAGAAGACGGACAUAUAAUGCUCUCUGACUUUGACCUCUCACUCCGUUGUCUCGUCAGCCCCACUCUAGUGAAAUCUACCGCCAUUGAGUCAGAUCCUUUACGCAAAAACGUUUACUGUGUGCAGAUGGAGCCCUCUUGCAUCCAACCAUCAUGCACAGUCCCCACCACUUGCUUCUCUCCGCGUCUCUUCUCAAGCAAGUCUAAGAAGGAGCGUAAGUCCAAGAACGACACUGCUAAUCAAGUUAGGCCGUUACCAGAGCUGGUAGCUGAGCCAACCGAUGCACGUUCCAUGUCGUUUGUGGGAACGCACGAGUACUUGGCUCCGGAGAUUAUCAAAGGUGAAGGGCAUGGGAGUGCGGUAGACUGGUGGACUUUUGGGAUAUUCCUUUACGAGCUUCUCUUUGGGAGAACGCCUUUCAAGGGGUCUGGCAACAGACAGACGCUGUUCAACGUGGUGGGACAGCCUCUGCGGUUUCCUGAGUCACCUGUGGUGAGUUUUGCAGCGAGGGAUCUUAUCCGGGGCCUUCUCAUGAAGGAGCCUCAGCAGAGACUGGGGUUCAAACGGGGAGCUACUGAGGUUAAGCAGCACCCGUUCUUCGAAGGUGUGAACUGGGCUUUGAUCCGGUGUGCUACUCCACCUGAGAUCCCAAAGCCGGUUGAGCUGGAGAGGGGGCCUGUGAGUAGUGUUGCAGAGUCACCAACGAGCCAGAAGACAGCGGCAGGUUUGGUUCUGAAUGCUCAGAAAGGGUCUGAUAACUAUUUGGAAUUUGAUUUCUUCUAGAGACUAUGGUACUAAUUCUCUAUUCUUCCCUAAAAAGACCAUGAGAUGAUCAAGUGUUGUUAUGCUCUUCAUAGAUUGGCAUGAAACUGUAUGUUUGUUUCUGUAGUUUAUUAAAAUGUUUGUAACUCUUUUCAUAACCUUAUUAGUUUUUAUCAUAGUAUCUUUUUUACUUCCUC
Messenger RNA from Brassica rapa (field mustard), 2149 nucleotides. Its product is annotated as serine/threonine-protein kinase D6PKL2. Gene Ontology annotation, molecular function: protein kinase activity; ATP binding. Lineage: Eukaryota; Viridiplantae; Streptophyta; Magnoliopsida; Brassicales; Brassicaceae. The record is from RefSeq and is a predicted model, not a curated record. Gene Ontology annotation, biological process: protein phosphorylation.